Molecule: messenger RNA, 2871 nt
Organism: Verticillium alfalfae VaMs.102
Lineage: Eukaryota; Fungi; Ascomycota; Sordariomycetes; Glomerellales; Plectosphaerellaceae
Exons: 1
Coding region: 1-2871 (956 amino acids)
Source: RefSeq, a predicted model, not a curated record
AUGGCUGCGUCACAGCUCGACCUUCCCCUUCCCGGUGCCUCCUUCUUCGAUAUUCACCAUGAUGGAACGACCGCCCGCAGUCCUGUCUCGUUACCCGAUGGGGGCUGCAACUUUGUCGACCUGACGCCCGGUGCCAACGGAGCCAAGUGUGGAUGUCGCCGUUUCUGGAGUCGCACUGUUUCUGGGAGAGGAUUCGCAGAUACCGUAGGAUCGGACCACACGGCCUGGUGCAUGUGCACUCACCACGCUUGUUAUCACGACCACACCCGCGACGCAGAAGCCACCACUCCCGUACUAGGAUUUGUUCCCGGACAGGAGAACACGAAGCCCAAGGAACAUCGUGAGCCCCUAAGCCCCGUCGUUCAGGAUGCUUCAUUCCGCCUGCCUUCUGGAUUCUCUACCUCAUUGGAUCUUAUGAAUCUGGACGCCGCGAUGCUGCUGCCCGUGAGCAAGCCCGAGGAUGCCAGGAACCCGCGCGCUGGACCCCCCAGCCAGCAGCUCGAAUCUACGUUGCAGGAUACGUUAAGUUGGGGCGAGUUUGUCCAGUCUCAGUCAGCCAACACGACUACAUUGCCCCCGAUUCCCCCUCAAUGCCUUAUGCCCUCUCAACCCAGUUCUACCACAUCGUCUAGCCAAGCUCGUUACUUGCGCCCCUUUGCCGGGAAAGGAUUAAACACACUCAGUGGUGUGCACCAGCCCGACCCUAGUUCUCUUCGCCAGGAAAAGCCGCAGAACCCGGAGCUCAUGGACAUUCAGGUUACACGAUCUGGAAUGGAAGUUGUUACCGCGGCUACCGUAUCUGCUUUUGGAAACGGCUCAGAUACUCCAAAAGCUCGACGAUCUCCUGUUCUUACAGUCCAGGCUCCCUCAGCAAUAUUUGGGUCACCUUCACGUGAUACGUUUCGGCACAUGUCAGACACAGUUCAGGGACACGAGCAACGGCUCGAUCGUUUGGAGAAUGUUUCCUUCUCCGCGGGAGGUAAUGAUGAAUGCCACGAAAAGCAUGAUGCCAUGGAUCUUCGCGUUACGGACCUAGAAGGCCGGGUAGAAGAGGUUGAAAAACUCAUGAAUGAUAACACCAGCCACGGAACUGCCCGCCAUCUCCGCCAACCUGCCGUUGAUGAGUCAAUGAGCAGCGCCGUCUCUGUUUCUACCAGCGCGACUGCUCGUAUGUCCGACGCGAGCGAGAUUUACAGCCACAUACAGUCCCUUCAGUCUCAACUUCGGCACCUCCAGUCUUUUGUGCCAUCUUGUAUGCAUGCCUGGGAAGUGGAGGUGGUGUUUCUUCCAUUCGCUCUCCGGCGCAUCUGGCAAGAAAGGCAUGACUUCAAGGUGGAACCAACAUCUAGCAUGGACGAAUGGACCCAGCUCCCCAACACCAACAGUACUGCCAGGCCAGGUACCCAAUCGCCAUAUCAUGGAGAUUGGGCGGCAUCAAGACGGGACUACGACUGGCUACUGGCCAAAGCCUGUGGCGCCAAGAGUCUCAUUGAUAGGCGCCUGAGGAGCAGAGGUCUGGUAAAAACUAUAUCCGUCAAGGGUCCUGAUGCUCGGAGCGUCGAAGCAGCCAUCCAGGCUGCGUUUGGCUCCGUCCUGCACCGUAUGUCGACUUCUGCGUCCACAUCUCGUCGGCGUGGCAGCAACACCAAGACGGACAAGUUCAUGGGUCUCCAACAACACUGGGUGCCCCUUCGGAAGAUCCACAAAGACUCCCGCCUCCGUUUUCUCUCACCGGCUGAGAUGGUCACACCAGCCUUGUGGGAUGUUCCCUUUCUCAACUCGAUCAUCAUGCGGGCUUCUGAGCGCAGGCUGUUCAUAACACAGUCAGAGGCAUACCUCCAGGAUCUGCACAUGCACGACCAGGGGUGGACUUGGCAGAGGCUCCGCGAACAGCCUCGUGUCUAUCCUGAAAAGAGUGCCUCGCAGGAUGUACCAGAGGCCGAUGCACAUGAAGAAUGUUGGGCCUUUACCGAGCAACUGGAUGAACCUGUCAGUGCCCAAUCAUCGCUGGGCAUGCGAGAAUUAGCGACGGCGCAGCGUGCUUCGACAUCGCCCUCACAGCGCUAUAUCCACAUCGAUUCAUCGCUGCGGUCACCCAGCCCGUACGUGACUCGCGGGCAUACUCCAAGGCGCGAAGUCCCCGUGACCCGACCAAUUCACGCUCGCACAACAUCGAUGCCACCUGCAGGGUCGGCGCUCAUUUCGCCGUCCGGCAUCAAGCGCCGGGUAGCAUCCUCAGGGCAACAAAGAAAGGGAAGCAUGACGCCUCAGAUGCAAGUUCGCCUUGAAGCUGUUGCUGUAGCAUACAAACGACAGCGAACGAGGUCCCCGACUCGUCCGCACCAUACUCCUCGCUGGACGUCUUCACCCAGCCCGGCACUGGCGAUGUUUCCAACAGAACACGAACGGGUACAGCCAGCUCGAGGCGUCACACCUCUAUAUUAUGCCACUCCUUUCAGUAACGCGCCUCUGACAGAGUCACGAAUGCGUGGCAGCGGCGGUAUGCCUGACGAAGACUCAGAUGAGCAUGGCGAAGCCGAUUCUGGCAGUACCAACCUGAACGAUGAUGAGAGCAUCUAUCGAGCUGCUACUGGCGUUCGAUUCACCAUUGCCGAGGAUAUUGAUGCGCAACACCUUCGGCAGCUUCAACCAGAGGACGAGCCGUGGCCUGGUAUUGAAGACCAGGAUCGUAUCUCGGAUGGAGAGAACAUCGAUCCGCUGUUUUCGCAAACAGCCGACGACGCGACCUCGGUAGCAAGCAGCCAGCCUUCUGAGUACCCUAGCACCCAACGUGGAUGGGGAGCGCAGGGCGCUGAUGAUGACGAUGACAUGGGUUUCCGAAUCCAUGAAGACGAUGACAGGAUGAUGUGA